Molecule: messenger RNA, 1270 nt
Organism: Suillus discolor
Lineage: Eukaryota; Fungi; Basidiomycota; Agaricomycetes; Boletales; Suillaceae
Product: Sec20-domain-containing protein
Exons: 7
Coding region: 82-963 (293 amino acids)
Biological process (GO): retrograde vesicle-mediated transport, Golgi to endoplasmic reticulum
Cellular component (GO): endoplasmic reticulum; SNARE complex
Molecular function (GO): SNAP receptor activity
Source: RefSeq, a predicted model, not a curated record
ACCCAAAGCGCCGGUAUGAUGCGGUAAAAUCCUAAGGCCCGCCCUAUUUGUAUUUGUACUAUGUAGUGUCCGCCUUCAAACAUGCCGCCUAUCCCGACAACGAUAGAUACGGAAGCACACUCUCUAAUCGAGUCAAUCGAACGGCACCACAACGACCUUUCCAGUUUCCAGAUUCCUCGUCUGAGGGCGUGUACAGGUCCUUUGACCACGCAGCAAGCAUGUGCUGCGGAGGUAAGGGAGGACAUCGAAGGUCUGGCGAGGCAAACUGAAGAACUGGAUGUCCUGGUUGACGACCACAGGACUGAGCGGGCGAGGAGAGAGUUGAGGAGGAAAGUCGAAUUUUUUCGUGAUUCGUUAAUAAGUCUACGCAAGGACGCUCGAGCAGCAGUCCUAGCGUCGAAACACGCGAUUGACUCCAAGAGUCGGUCACAGCGAGAAGAGUUGUUGAGGUCCCCUGCCAUUCGGCCGAAAAGUACAAGCUCUUCGAGCGAAAAAAUAACCGAAGACGUACUCAUGAAAGCCAAUCAUGAUGUCACCGAAGCGCUUCAACGAACCAUGGGACUCAUGCAGAAAGAGCUCGAGCGCAGUGUAUUAUCUUGUCAACUACUAGAAUCGUCUACUGCAACUAUCCAAUCCACAUCCACAACACACGACAAGCUCGAUCUCAUCCUGGGCACUUCCAAACAACUCAUUACCGCACUCGAAAAGACCGACUGGCUCGACCGCGUCCUUAUUAUUUCCGGCCUCGUGUUUUUCGGCCUCGUGGUCCUCUUUAUAAUCAAACAGCGCAUCAUUGACCGUGGGCUACGUAUCGCCUUGUUCUGGACGAGAUUCUUCCCAAGCCCUGGCUCAAGUACGCGCGGGGUGGUGCAGAAGGCUGGGGAGGUUGUACCGACUGUAUCGGCCGCCACUACUGGUUUGAAUGCAAACCACGUAGUGGAGGAUGUCUCAUCUGGUAUUUGAAUAAAUGUAUGAGAUGUUGCCUUCAUCAUCGUACGAGCGGCGGUAUUAUGUGCGACCUGGACUGGGUCUAUCCCAGACGAACAUCAUUCUCUCCGCGAUAUGGAAUAUCUUUUGGGUUGGUAUUCCCCGACGUAGCUGAAAAAUUUGUCCAAGAAUCUUAAAUCACGGUCCAGUAGUUGAGGCCUAGGGCCGAGCUUCCGUCAAGGCAUGAUUUACGUUCGGCCGUGGGGGUGGCUGAGUACAUGUUUUCAGGCUUUCGAGAUGUACCACUAGUGACCGAAAUUCACCGAAUGCAUAUGUCUGACAC